Molecule: messenger RNA, 888 nt
Organism: Schistocerca gregaria
Lineage: Eukaryota; Metazoa; Arthropoda; Insecta; Orthoptera; Acrididae
Exons: 2
Coding region: 1-888 (295 amino acids)
Source: RefSeq, a predicted model, not a curated record
AUGCGAACAUAUGUACCUUCCAAACCUAAUCCACUUGUCCUCAAAAAUUUUAUUUUAGCGUCUUCAGAUGGACUUGUCCUUGAUUUUGCUAUAUACACUGGCAAAGGAACAAUUCCUGACAGCGAUCAAAAAGAACAUGGCCUGGGAGCGGGUAUACUCAAACUACUGGCUAGAACUAUAUCCAAUGAUUACAAUCAUGUAAUUUACAGUGACAGAUUUUUCACCAGUACAAAAUCUGUUCAGCUUUUACUAGACAGGAAUAUAUUUCAGACAGGAACUGUGAUGGCCAAUAGAAUAAAAGAAGUAGCUUCUAAGUUCAAGAGAGAUCAGGAGCUGCAGCGGGGGCAAUGGGAUGAGUACGUAAGGAAGGACCAGGAAAUUUGUGCCCUCAAAUGGAAGGACAAUAAAUCCAUCACUUUCUUAUCUUCGUGCAUAGGGAUCGAACCAGAGGGUACCUGCAAACGAUGGUGCAAUACAGAAAAAGCAAAGGUGUUGUCAAAAAGAUGGGAUACCAAAACAAAAGUGGAUGUCUCUCAUAAACUUCAGAAUUCACUUGUCCCACGACUUGGUAAAGUCUUAAAAAUUGUAGACUCACUGGAACAGUCGAAAGAAAUUUUUCCGAGUGUGACGCAGGAGUAUGUCAACAGUUCUGAUGAAGAUGAGCAGCAUCAGCCCACAAAACGAAGACGAAUUGUACCAAAGCCAACUAGAGAAAGCAAAUGUGACAGGGUUGACCACCUUCCUGAAUAUAUUGAGAGUAGUUUUGCCUCAAGGGGUCGGUUACUAGGGUGCAAGUCACGUUCUUGCAUAAUGUGUAAAAAGUGCAAAGUUUAUUUGGGCGUAUUAAAAAACAAUUGUUUUGCUAAAUUCAAUAAACAUGAGAAGUAA